CAAAUAUUAGGGUAAAUGGAUAACAGUCGACUGUGGGAAAUGGCAGCGGCUAGCGACGUAGAAGAUUUCAUAACUUGUGGCGUUUGUUUUUUCGAAUACGACCACGAUGAUAGGAAACCCAAAUUUCUGCAAUGCUCCCACACCGUCUGCCUCUCGUGUUUGAAGGGAAUACGCCAUGGAGACACGAUUACGUGCCCUUUUUGUCGCGAUACUUUUGUCAAGUUCGACGUCGAGAGUCUGCCAAACAACGCGUAUGCCUUCUACCUACUAAAAUUAAAGGAGAAAAAUGUGCUGCCGAAACUAUCUGACAUUGUGACGACUCCGUUGGCAGUCAGCUGGUGUCUGACUUGUGGAUCGGCAGAGAAACGAACGUGUACUUCAUCCGGUCACUCCUCAGUCGAAAUGACAGCUGACGCAAUCAGAAAUGUAGAAGAGCUCUUCAACAUAAAAGAAGACCUGAUGAAAAUGAAAAACAUUGGGACAAACCAAUUGGCUACGGCCAUUCAGGAACGCCAGAAAGUACACGAACAACUUGCUCUACUUUUGAAUGCUAUCCAGUGUUCGGAAAAUGAAAUCAAGAAACUUCGAGAUGAGAAUAGUUUUCACUUAGCUCAAAUGAUGACAUUGUUGGAAAGAAACAGUAAAAAAUCCUUCCCCGAUGGUCAACCGAAGGAAAAAUUGUACUUUUCAGAGUUGAUGUCUUUUGUCGAAGGUUCCACCGCAGACGACACUGCAGAGACGCUGAAACAGAAGAUGACCAAAUCCAUGGAAUGGUACGAACAGCAAUGUCGUGAAGCGACCGCAAUAGCUUCAGAGUACAAACUCCGCCAGAAAUUGAAAAUAGCUGUCCAUCUGUUGGAUGAAAAUGACAGGCGAAUUCCAACGGUUCCUUGGCUAGAAGAAGGAUUCCGUUUCCAACCGCUCUGCCCAGCUUUGAAAGGAUCUCAAGUCCGCCAAAAUUCCCUGUUGCUGUCGCAUGCCGUCUUUUCAUUACUUCAGAGUAACGUCUUGAAUAGAGACGUGCCCACGGUAGAGGCGGAAUCGAAAGGCGAGCAACCAACACCAGUCGUGCAUUUGCCACCUUCCAUACCCUUAACCUCUACCAAGAAAUUCGUCUUGAACGCUUCCUCAUUUUUCAUCUUGAGAAUCUAUCAGUCGGGGACUCUCAUGGGAAAUAUUUUCAUUCGUCCUGUGCACAUGUUUGAACAUUGCGACUUUACGCGACAAUUGGGAGAAUUUUGUUUCCAAAUCCAAAAGGUAUUCUGCAGCACAGUCAGUAAGGUCAUAUCCGGAGUUUACGUCGAAUUUCCGAUGGCCAACGCCGAAUUUCAGCCAGUGGUUCCCAAAAUGGAAAGCUUCGACGGUGUUACACGGAAACCCAAGAAUGUGAAAACAUUUGCUGACCAGUUAGACGAGGUCGGUGUCACUUUUUUCAAGUCGUUAUUUGACCAAGUGAUCGGUUGGAGUUUCAUUUUUCCGCUGGAAGAUUACCGAAGCCCAAAGUAUGAAGCACAUGUAAAAAAGGUUUCGGCAAACGAGUUGUUCGGUCGGGUAACCGAUCGCUACAUGAUGAAACCUGUGAUCAAACUGAGUUCGGCCAACAAGUCGGAAAGAGCGGGCUACACGAUCACCGUGGAGUCGCAAUCACCUCUAUAGUCCAGUAGAAAUCUAUAAGGUAACCUUUGUCCAACCCAAAUUUUACUUUAACGGAGAUUUCAAGUGUACGGGAAAGAAUUAAAGAAAAAUACAAUGAGGCAUAAGUACUCUACGGUAUUUUCCUUCAAUCCUGCAAACCUGAAAUGCGUCUGCCAACUUUAAUUAAGUAGUACCGUUCUAGUAGUAUAGCGCUUAAAUAUGGUUUCAUUAUGGACGUAAUUUUUCCUUUCUUUUGUUAUCCUAUUUUCCAAUCGCAAUGUGUUUGUUUUACAUUGAAUUCCAAUGACGCAUCUUACAAACAACUCGAAAAUUAUCAUGUCAAAACUGAUAACGGCUCUAGCCGCCUUUAAACACAGGUGGAAUUUUGAAAAAGAACUGAUAAUGAAGCUUUGAAGGAAACAAAGACGAUCGAUAAGUCAAUCGACAGGAGACAAGACAUGGCGACAGCCAACGUUACCAACGAUCUAGAACAUUUCGUGAAUUGUGGUGUUUGUCUAUGCGAAUUCGACGAAGAAAAUAGGAAACCCAAAUUUCUACAAUGCGCUCACACGGUCUGUCUGACGUGUCUGCAGAAAAUAGUAGGUCAAGUUGGCUGGAUUACAUGCCCUUUUUGCCGAAAAUUUUUUGUUGACGACACUGCCAGUCUGCCCAACAAUUCCUACGCCCUCCAGAUGGUCAAAUUAAAAGAAGAGAGGGAAAAGCCGAAAGUAACGGCCGUCAGUUCCUUGGAGUGUCGAUCUUGUCAUUCGGUAAAAAACGCAGGAAUGGUCGAGCAAACGAAGAAAUUGACAGCAGUUCUUAAGAAACGGAAAGAAGUACAAGGGAAAUUGGAUGCCAUCGCGAAAUCCAUCACUGCGGUUGGUGAUCAAGUGAAAAAACUUCAAGAAGAAAACAAUAUCGAAAUGGCGGAACUGCUGUCGCUCAUUGAAGUUACUCCGCAACCAACAGCGUCAAGGUCUUUGCCAAAUGCAAUAACCCCCAUGGCCGUGGAUGCCAAAUUGUUGCAGUCGUCGAUGCAGUCUUACAUUUUCAUCCUGAAAGUGUCUGACUACUUCGUACCAAUGGGUGAAAUUCGGAUCCGCCCAGCGCUCACAUUCCACCCGGAAUUUGUGCAACAGUUGGGACAGUUUUGCUACAAAUCUCCAAAGACUUUUGCCUCUAAUGUUGACAAGGCCCAGGCUGGAGUGUUCGUCUCAAUACCGAUGUCUCAUUGGCAGUUCCGUCCAACUUUGGGGGCCACUAAUCAAACAACUCGUAUCGCUGCUUCAAAAAUGGGUGAGGUUGGUGUGAUCUUUAAGAAAAAUAAUCUUAAACCUGUUGGUGUCGGCCCCAAAACCAUUACCGAUUGGAAUUUUUUCAUACCGUUGAAUCCUGUAAACAUCCAGCAGAAGAGCGUAAUAUCUUCCGCUGGCGCCGAACUCUUUGGACACAUCAUCGACACUUGCAGUUCACCCAAUAAAGCAGUGACUGAGCUGAGCAUGUCCAAAAAGAACGAAAGAGACCGCUACAGAAUUACUCUCGAAUCCCAGUAGUAUUUGUAAUGCGCAAUCCAGUUAUAUUUAAAGUGCGUAAUUUCUCUUAUUUUUAAACCAUUCCAACAAAUUGAAAGAUUAGAAUUUAAAAUUGCCAAGAAUCAGACAAAAAUUGUUUCCACUAUUUUGAGUAGAAAUGAGUAGAAAUCCUAUAUGUUAACAGUCUAUUUACAAUUUACGUUCUAAUCAGUUCAACAUUUUUACUUGUCAAAAUGCUUGCCAUUUUCUUUCGUUUCGCUUAUUCCAAUUUACUUCCAACUCUAACACAAUGCAUUCGUCAGUCAAAUCUCGCAAUCAGCUUCCAACUUUUGUGCCCAUUUCCUCGAAUUGCUAUUACCCAUAAUCUAGCCUUGCAGAUAUCGCGAACACCUGUUACACAACUUAAACGUUGAUUCUUCUCUGAAUUUUGAAAAAUCGUUUGCGCUACGUAAGUGUAUUAUGGUGAAUAUUCCUUAUCUAGCCAGUCAGCAGCAAACUAAGACAUGGCUAUGGCCGUCGCUAGUUAUACGGAACAUUUCGUGAAUUGUGGUGUGUGUUUCUGUGAAUUUGACGAAGAAAUCAGGAAACCCAAAUUUCUUCAAUGCGCCCACACCGUUUGCCUCAAAUGUUUAAAGAAAAUAUGGCGAGCUGGCGUGAUUACGUGCCCUUUUUGCCGCACAACGUUCUCCAGUGACGCUGCCAGUCUUCCUAAUAAUUCGUAUGCUCUUCAGAUGGUCAAAUUAAAAGAAACUACGAGUCUCAUGGAGUGUCGAGCUGGUGGAUCGAUAGAAAUAAGUGAUCUAACGAAGAAAUUCACCGCAGUUCUUAAGAAACGGAAAGGAGUUCAAGAGCAAUUGAAUGCAAUAACGAAAUCCAUCACUGCGGUUGGUGUUCACGUGAAGAAACUUCAGGAAGAAAAUAAUAUCGAAAUGGCAAAACUGAUUUCGCUCAUUGAAGUUACUCCGAAACCAACAGCGUCAACCUUUUUUCAAAAUCCAGUAUCCCCCUUGAACGCCAAAUUGGUCCAGUCAUCGAUGCAGUCUUCCAUUUUCAUCCUGAAAGUGUUUAACAACGGCACGUCAAUAGGCGAAAUUCGGAUCCGCCCAGCGCUCACAUUUCACCCGGAAUUUGUGCAAAAGUUGCGACAGUUUUGCUACAAAUCUCCAAAGACUUUCGCCUCUACUGUUGACAAGGCCCAGGCUGGGGUUUUCGUCUCAAUAUCGAUGUCUCAUACUGUGUCCUUUCAGCCAACUUUGGCGGGUGCUAAUCAGACACCUCGUAUUAAUGCCUCAAAAAUGGGUGAGGUCGGUAUGAUCUUGAAGAAAAAGAAUCAACCCAUCGGUGUCGGUCCCAACACCAUUACCGACUGGAAUUGGUUCAUACCGUUCAAUACUGUACACGACCAACAAAGAAAGAUCAUUGCUUCCGCCUCUGCCGAACUCUUUGGACACAUCAUCGACACAUCCAAUCACCCCAAUGUAGCCAUUACAAAGCUGAGCACGUCCAAAAAGAACGAAAGAGGAAGCUACACAAUGACUCUCGAAUCCCAGUAGUACUACCUCAAUAAGGUAUUUAGUUCUAAUCGAAGAUUGCAUGUACAUCCUUAAUUCUAACCGUUGAAAGAAAACUGUAAAAGAUCGCAGCUUACGAGAGCAAAUUACAAAUUUGAUUGAAAAUGUA
Messenger RNA from Daphnia pulex (common water flea), 4847 nucleotides. RefSeq lists its product as uncharacterized. The transcript is spliced from 10 exons. The coding region runs from base 16 to 1656 and encodes 546 amino acids. Gene Ontology annotation, molecular function: ubiquitin protein ligase activity. Lineage: Eukaryota; Metazoa; Arthropoda; Branchiopoda; Diplostraca; Daphniidae. Gene Ontology annotation, biological process: protein ubiquitination. The record is from RefSeq and is a predicted model, not a curated record.